AUAAGCCUUUUUUCUAUAGACGAGAAAAGUAUUUAAAAAUGGCAUUUAAAUUAGCCGCAAACCUUAGUUUUAUGUUCACUGAAUCUCCGAAUUUGAUGACUCGUUAUCGAUUAGCCAAAGAAUCAGGGUUUCUUGCAGUAGAAAGUGGAUUUCCUUUUGGAUAUACUGUUCAACAAGUUCAAAAAGCUAAAAAUGAUGCUGAUAUUGAUCAAGUUUUGAUAAAUAUUUUCACUGGAGAUGUUACUAAAGGCGAGCUAGGUUUUGCUGCUAUACCCGGUGAUGAAGAUAAAUUUAAAAAUAGUAUUACACUUACAAUUGAUUAUGCCAAAGCAUUGAAUUGCAAAAAAAUUCACGUUAUGGCAGGAAUUGUUGAAAAUCCGACAGCAGUAAAUGACGCAGUUUAUGAGUCCAACUUACGUUAUGCUGUUGAUCAAUUUCAGAAAGAAGGAAUUAUUGGUAUUAUUGAACCUAUAAACCCUUACUCGGUGCCAAAUUAUUAUUUAAAUUGUUUUGAUAAAGGUAUUGAAGUUGUCAAAAAAAUUAACAGUCCACAUUUGAAAAUAAUGUGUGAUAUUUUCCAUCUUCAACAUAUUAAAGGAAAUAUUACAAAUGUUCUGAAGAAUUAUUUUCAAUAUAUUGGACACAUACAAAUUGCGCAAGUACCUCACAGAAAUGAGCCUAAUACAGAGGGAGAGUUGGAUUAUAAAUAUAUUUUCUCAGUGAUACAAGAUAUUGGAUACAGCGGUUACAUAGGUUUAGAAUAUAAACCCAAAACAACAACAAUAGAAGGAUUAAAGUGGAUAGAAAGUUUUGGUUAUAAGCAA
Messenger RNA from Cotesia congregata, 824 nucleotides. The record is from the annotation of a GenBank genome assembly. NCBI's taxonomy places the organism in Eukaryota, Metazoa, Arthropoda, Insecta, Hymenoptera, Braconidae.